Messenger RNA from Dermochelys coriacea (leatherback sea turtle), 5141 nucleotides. RefSeq names its product TNF receptor superfamily member 8 (gene TNFRSF8). Lineage: Eukaryota; Metazoa; Chordata; Testudines; Dermochelyidae. The transcript is spliced from 12 exons. The record is from RefSeq and is a predicted model, not a curated record. Gene Ontology annotation, molecular function: protein binding. Bases 459 to 2018 code for a protein of 519 amino acids.
AGAUGGGAAGGGCCCGGGGCAGGCUCCGCGGUUCUUUGUUCCCGCUCCCUGGUGCCAGGGGAAAGGGAGAGGAACGGACCCAGCCGAGCCGGUUGCUUUUCGGGCAAAGGGGGUGAAACCCGUAGGCUUCCUAGCGGCUGCAAUUUGGCAUGCUGGGUGAGCCCAGGCUCUGAGUCCGCCGCGCGGGGGGUAGCCCCGGGGAGCAGGCUGGAGGGGGCCGGGCUAGUGACUCGCUGUGUCAAGCCCCUUUUCUCGGGCGUGAUUUCGGGGUUUCGGAUGCUGCCGCCCCCGCCGCUCGAGCUAGAAGUCUCCCGGGAGCUGCCGGCGCGCGCAGGGGCGCGGGCUCGCUCCGGGACCGGCAGCUCGGAGCGGUGCAGGCCCGCGGGGAGCCCUGGCCGGGAUGCGGGAGUCCCGGGCACCGAGGCGCUAGGACCUCGCCGCCGCGCGGAGCGGGGCCGAUGGCUGCCCGGGGGCUGCUGCUGCUCCUGCUGCUUCUCCAGGGGAGCCAGGCGGCGCCCCCGCAGACAUUGAUUCCCUCACCUCAGUCCUGUGAUGUGCUAGAGAACUGGCUCUAUGAUGAAACUUCACAACGCUGCUGCUACCAAUGUCCCUCAGGCUAUCAUAAACAGAAAGAGUGUCCCACAGAUCCAGGCCAGGACUGCGGGCAGUGUGAGCCCGAGCACUUCCUGAACAGGGAGCAAGGGAGGCCACACUGCAAGGCCUGCGUGUCAUGCAAGCCAGAAUAUGACCUUGUGGAGAAAGUCCCUUGCUCCUUCAAUUCCAGAAGGGUGUGUGAGUGCCGAGCAGGUCUGUUCUGUAAGGUUGCAGUUCUGAACAGCUGUGCGCGAUGCAUUUCCCACACUGUCUGCAAGCCAGGAUUUGGAGUCCUAGCCAGAGGCACCUCAGAAGUUGAUGUCUCUUGCGAAGAAUGCCCUUCAGGUACCUUCUCUGAUCGGCUCUCCAGCACCGAACAUUGCAAGCCCCACACAGACUGUGCCAAGCUAAACAAGAUAGCAGUGGGCAGAGGAAAUUCCACACACGACCAAGUCUGCAUAGACCCGCCUUCCAUGCACCUCACACCUGCCACUUUGUCUGGGAAAUUCAGCAACGAGCCAAAGGAUUCUGGCAGGGCAAGACCACCGCACCUGAGCGAGCAGCCAACCACCGUGGGAGGCCAGCAUUCCCACACUGCCACAAAGCCAGUGACCAGCGCCAGCAUCCUCACGAGUGAUGCAGCCUCUGGCGAUGCCAACUGGACCGCUACGGGAACUGUCGGUGGACCGGAUACAAAACACGCAGCUGGCACUUCCCCUAUCUCAGAUAUAGCUACAGAAAAGACUGCCAAGACAGGUGAUGGGAGCUUUGUUCCCUGGGGUGCGGUGGUUCUCUGCAGCAUGGUGCUACUCGCUGGUAUGUUGGCGGUUUGGCAAAGGAAGGUUUGCAAGCGGUGGAUCUUCACCCCAAGUGGGAAGACUCCUGAUCUGUAUCCAGUCACUACAGGUAGACCCAGAUCUGCACGUCAGGGUUCUGAUCUGAUGAAGAACUGUGCAAAGAGGUUCAGUAUGCUGAAAGCUGACAAAGAGUCAGAAGAGAGGGAGUUACUAAACAGACUCCCCAACCCCAUUGUGGAAACCAACAACAACUUGGUCUCCAGCUCAGAAAAAAAUCCCAGUCCCGACUCAAGCCUGGCUGAGAUGAUCCAGAGCACUGGGAAUGCCACAGACUACCCUGCUGAUUCCCGAGCGAGGGACCACACUAAUAACCGAAUCGACAAAAUAUACAUAAUGAAAGCCGACACUGUGAUUGUGGGGUCCAUUUCGGAAGUGCCUGUCAGCAAGAACUGCGCGGUUAGAGGAUGUGAAAAUGAUGCUGAGCCCCAAGAAAACAUGGAGGAAAAAGAACUGGUAAUGCGUUAUCCGCAGCAGGAGACAGAAUCAUUUCCAGGAGGUGAUGUAAUGAUUCCAGUGGAGGAGGAGGGCAAGGAAUUUCAUCACCCUACCACUGCCACUGAGAAGUGAUGUCUUGCAGAGCAGAUCUUGAAGACUAAAGCUACAGAGAUGCCCAUUGUGCGAGUGAUAUCCAGUGCACUGGGGAGCCAUGAAUGCCUUAUUGUCUCAGAUGCUGGAAGAAUGGUUGGGGAUCAUGGGAGAACUUUUUGGAACAAGGUGUCAUAUAACUGAUUUCAUCCCGGAAACAAGACAAUCGUCAAUAGUAACAAGAAGAAUUUUCACUUAUGGAUCACAUCAAAUAUUUCUCUCCACUCCUCCUCCCCACAUCCAGUUACAGAUGGGACUGAAUCAAAACCCCAGGUUUGAACACUCCAAAACUCUGAGGACUUUUGGAUCCUGAUCCAAACCCCACAGUUGCCCCAUCUUUAUAACUGAAUGGAAUAAAAUAUAUUUCCAAGCACCUCCAUUGUGAAAAUUCAAGUCAGGAUCCAAAGACUGAAUAUUGGGGCCUAUAUCUAUAUUACAGUAUUUGUGCUGUUCCUAUCAUUGUUACCAACUCUUGAGAUUUUAUUGCUAUACUAACGAUUUUUUUUUCUGAAAGUCCCAGCUCCUGGAGUCAUUUGAUCACACAGGAAUCUGUGUGUUUUUUUUUUUUUUUUUUUUUUUUAUUUUUAAAUGUUUCCAGGCUUUUCUCCACAAUCAGGACUAGAAACAUGACCGAAGUGUGCCCUCAAGGCACAGAAAUUAGACUGUAAAUAAAAACAAAUCCAACGUUUAUUCGUGAUUUUUUUUUUAAGCCAAUCUCAUGAAUAGUUUGAAGCUGGACUCAAGGAGGACUUCCAUGAUUUACUUUUUUAAAACUAUUUUGAUAAAGAAAACAGACAAAAGUUCAAAAAGGUAAAUGACUUAUAGCUUGUAUAUAUUUCCCAAUACUGCAUGCUUCACAGGACCUCCAAUGCAGUUAUACUUUUUUAUAACCCAUCAAAGCUGCAAGAUCGGACAAUACAAAACCAGGAACUACUAAAUAGACAUAACAUGCUAGAAAUAAAAUAGGAGAAGACAUGCAUGAAUAGGGAGAAGAGGGACGAGGAGUCCAAGAGGAAAGGAAAAGAGAAUGGAGGUCUGGCAUUCUUUGAGCCUUCUACAUCUGUUUUAUACAAAUGUAUCAAAAAAAGGAGUUCACAUUUCUUUCAAUUCAGACUCCAGGGUUUUGAUGUUUGGGAUUGGCAGUGCUGCUACAUCAUGGCCUUCUCCAGAAAAAGCCAAAGGCUUUUGAAUAUUUAGAUGUUGUACAGAAAGUGAACUUUGUCUCCGAGUCUGAAUUAAGCAGGACCAGUGAAUAUGGAUAUGGUCUUAUAAGGAAAACGAAGGAAAAGCACUGAUUUCACAAAAGAUUUUUUUUAUUAACUUUUUUUAAAUAUAAAGGUCACAUUGCUCAUUUUCUAAAACCAUGUCAGUUUCUGCUGCUUUUGGAAGAAGUGCAGGAGGUGAUCUCGGAAGCACUUAUUUACAUAUUGUUUAAAAAAAAACCCUCUCGUUUUGUCAUCAAAUUACGCAAGAUGCUGACCUCUCACGCUGCUAAAUCUAUAACUGUAAAUGUAAUGCAUCUGUGCUGACUGCGCUUUCACAUGAUUAUGGAAAAUGAGCUACAUGAUAGUGCUCCUUGAUAGGUUGUUUUUUUUUUCCUUUUAAAAGAGGAACCACAGAAUUACUACCGGCUCAGUAGUUUUUAUAUUGGACAGAAUACAGUGAUGGAUAAUUUAUGCUUCUCUAGUGUAUUCAUAAGAACAAUCAUACUGCAUCAGACUAAUGGUCCAACUAGCCCAGUAUCCUGUCUCUGACAGUGGCCAGUGCUGGAUGCUUCAGAGGGAAUGGGCAGAACAGGGUAACUUCAAAUGAUCCAUCCCCUGUCAGCCAGUCCCAGCUUCUGGAAGUUGGAGGUUUAGGGAUGCCUGGAGGUUGGGGUUGCAUUCCUGAUCAUCUUGACUAACAGCCAUUUAUGGACCUCUCUCCCAUGAACUUACCCAAUUCUUUUUUGAACCCGGUUAUACUUUUGGCCUUUACAACAUCCCCCUGCAAUGCAUUCCCUAGGCUGACUGUGCAUUGUGUGGACAAGUACUUCCUUAUGCAGGACUUAAUGUGUGUCAGGGCUGAGCCCCAACACCUCUAGGCUUGGCAAUUCAGAACUGUAUCACCUCUGGGCUUGCCGUGUCAGUUAUGAAAGUAAAAAAUUUGCUUGAGCUCUGGCACCUCAUUCAUUACAUAAGACCUGCCCUUCUGUUAGUUUUCAACUGGCCUUUUACCUGGGACUCUCAGUGCACUUUACAAACAUCGGUUAAGUCUCGUGCUACCUGUGUGAUGGAGGGAACUAUGUUAUGGGUGGGACCAGAGGCACAGAGUGUGACUUUCUGAGGAUGCAGUAAGGCAGAGCAAGCCGGAGAAUCCCAGCAUCCUGACUCACUGCCUCUAAUUCAUUUGCAAAAUGACGCUGGGCCCAACAUGGGCACUCCCUUCACUCAUUCCUUCUUGAAUUCUCCUUUCCUCUCCAUAAAGCUUCUGAGCUGCUCAACACCAGUUGCUAUUGCUGCUGCACGUGUCUUUGGCUCCUCUGUAGCGUUAAAGAAACCUCUUGUGUGUGCCUUCUCUGUUGUACUUGUUUUGUUACAUGCAGAAGACAUGCUGCUCCUAAAACCAAAAAGCAACAGUCUGGGUCUCUAUCGCUGUCCUCUUCAGUGGAAGUUGCACGUGGUGAAGACGGAAGCAAAUUGAAAUAACGUUUCUCGCUAAAACUUCUUGAUAUUGUGCAGCAGAAGGUCAGCUCCCCAAAUGCUGUCACUAACUAAGAAGGAAGUGAAACCACAAAGGACAAAUUUGCCCAGACUUUCUUCAUUUUAACCAUGUGUGCCUCAUUGUUUCCCAGGGCUCAGCAUGGGUUAUGGAGAAAUGACUUUCAGCUAUGAACACCAACGCGGUUGUGAAUAACAAUGCUCAUGUGAUUGUGAUUGUAAGGGUUUUCCAUAAUAAUGGAAUUAUAGAGGUGUGUGCCCUGUGCCUAUAUGAAUCUUGCUAAUACAACAGUUUUUUCUAGGGGGAUCAAAUGCAUUUUCUUGCUAGAUCUAAUGUAAUUGGUUAGCAAAACUGAAAUUUUAACAUCUGUAAUGGGAAAAAAAAUUAAAUGUGGUUUAGCCUGUG